GGAAGUGCUGUGUAGUCUACAGCUAGCUGCAGUAGUUAAAUAAGAACAAUCUUUCCCCAAGUGGUUCCUCUUGAGGACAGCAUUUCUGCUGGCUCCAGGACUUUUGGCCAUCUAUAAAGCUUCACAAUGGAAAAUAAGGAAAUUCUCAAGGAGGAAGAGUUCUUGGCUAGCACUGGAGAAGGAACAGCCGUCAACCAAACCAUGUUCCCUGCAAUGGAGGUCUUUGAAAUCAAUGAUCCGAACCCCAAGAAGAGAAGAGGGGUGAACUGCUUCAUGGUCAUGGUGGCCAUCUACCUGAUUCUGCUCACCGCAGGUGCUGGGUUGCUGGUGGUGAAAGUUUUGAAUCUGCAGGAGCGGCUCUGGGCCCUGGAGACUCACGUCAUCAAUGUAACGCUGGCCGCCGAGGACAGCCCGUCCUUCUCUUUGCUCCAGUCAAUGCCCAUCCCACACCUCCCCGGAGGCAUGUUGGGGCUGCAGGUUCUGCACGCCCUGAUCACCCAGGUCCGCACCAGGCAGGAGCACCUGCUAUGGAAGGUGGACAACUUCACUCAGAGCCCAGAGCUGUUCCGGGUCAAAGGGGAACGAGGCGCUCCAGGCCCCCCAGGACUCCAAGGCCCACCUGGAAUCAAGGGAGAGGCAGGCCUCCAAGGACCCAACGGUGCUCCAGGGAAACAAGGAGCCCCUGGCACCCCAGGACAACAGGGAGAGAAGGGCAGCAAAGGCGAUGGGGGUCUCAUUGGCCCGAAAGGGGAACCUGGAGCUAAGGGAGACAAAGGAGACCUGGGUCUCCCAGGAAGCAAGGGGGACAUGGGCAUGAAAGGAGACACAGGGGUCAUGGGACCUCCCGGAGCCCAGGGGAGUAAAGGUGAUUCAGGGAAGCCAGGGCCCCCAGGUGUGGCUGGAAUUCCUGGAAUGAAAGGAGAUCAAGGACAACCUGGAGCGAAGGGUCUUCCCGGCUCUCCCGGCGCGGCAGGAUCCCCAGGUGCCAAGGGUGAGCCUGGCAGCACUGGUUCCCCUGGACUAGCAGGACCACCAGGGAUACCCGGGAGUCCUGGAGCCGACGGCGUGAAAGGAAGCAGGGGGGACCCAGGACUUCAAGGACAGAAAGGAACAAAAGGAGAAUCGGGAGUUCCAGGCCCUGCGGGCAUGAAGGGAGAAAAGGGGACACAGGGCCUGGUAGGCCUCUCGGGUGCGCCUGGACUGAAAGGCCAAAAGGGAGAGCCAGGAGCGAAAGGAUCUUCUGGAGCGAAGGGACUACAGGGAGAAAAAGGUCAAAAAGGUGAAAGGGCUUCGAUGGAGAGCGUCCGGAUUAUCGGCACUAGGAACAGAGGCCGGGCUGAGGUUUACUAUAAUGGUGUCUGGGGGACAAUCUGUGAUGACAGCUGGGACGAUUCAGAUGCCACUGUCUUCUGCCGCAUGCUGGGCUACUCCAGGGGAACCGCCCUUACCGGAAUGGUACCUGGCCAAGGGGAGAUCUUGCUGGACGACGUUGCCUGUCGAGGGACAGAGAUGAGCCUCUGGUACUGCCAAAAGAGCAACUGGGGCUCUCACAACUGCAACCACAACGAGGACGCGGGCGUGGAGUGCAGAUGACCCCCCACAGCCCAUCCACGGCACUGCGCCCAAAGUGCAGACACAGAGGCUCAGCUCCCCUGGGGAGGGCCAGCACUCUCUGAGGGGUCCCUCUGGGGCAGGGUCACGAAUAAAGCUCAAAGCACUA
Ailuropoda melanoleuca (giant panda) is the source of this 1720-nucleotide messenger RNA. RefSeq names its product macrophage receptor with collagenous structure (gene MARCO). Gene Ontology annotation, cellular component: membrane. Gene Ontology annotation, molecular function: G protein-coupled receptor binding. The transcript has 16 exons. The record is from RefSeq and is a predicted model, not a curated record. NCBI's taxonomy places the organism in Eukaryota, Metazoa, Chordata, Mammalia, Carnivora, Ursidae. Bases 127 to 1593 code for a protein of 488 amino acids.